AUGCAAAACCAAUUGAAGCAACUAUGGUCGGGAUUAGAUCACUGGACUGUGGCACCUCUUGGUAGGGGUUUUUUCAUGCUCCAGUUCAAAAACUUAGUUGAUAUGCAGCUAGUUUGGUCAUCGGGGACAGUACGUCUUAAUUCCGGCAUGCUCCGUUUGAUCAAAUGGUCACCUGAGUUCUCGCCAUCUACAUACAGAAACUCCUUCGCUCAGGUAUGGGUGCGAUUUUGGGAUUUAGGGUUUGCCUACUGGGAUCAACAAACUCUUUUUGAAAUUGCAUCUGGUAUUGGUACGCCCCUUAAACUUGACCCACGCACCAAGAACCGCACCGUGGGCUUGUUUGCCAGAAUUUUAGUGGACGUUGACUUCUCACAGCCUCUUCACGACAAGCUCAGAAUCACCAGGGCCAAUGGUGAGGUUGUGGUGAUUGGAGUUGAGUAUGAGUCUGUACCUGAUAUCUGCACCAGGUGUGGGAUAGUUGGCCAUGUCGCUGGUACCUGCCGUUCUAAGGCUCCCGACCACACUGUGACUGAUAUCCCAAUUGAGCGGGGAAGGUCAACAGAGCGUUCUGAUCUGAAGAAAAGGAGGAACAAUCGAUCUCACAAGUCACAGCACAACUCAAAGCAUGGGGGUGCAAUAAGGAGACCAGUCAAAGCCAGACAACCUGAUGAUGUUGCACCACUGACGGCUACCACAGCAGCAAUCUUAAGGCACGACGUUGAAGAUAUGAUGGCUUCAUCUGUUUUGAAUAAUGUUGAGAUUUCCACAGCAGCUCCAACUAUCACUGCAAUUCCAGCUUUCACAGCUACUCUAAUUAUGGAUGAGCUGGCGAUGGCUGCUGUGCCCGUGCAACAAGCUAAUUCAAGUGAUAGCGUCCCACCUGGAUUUACUCAAAUGGAAACGGAAUCUGAUCUCCAACCUGCUAGCUCUACGUCGACUCCCGUGGUUUCUUCAGUUGCUCCACCAAUUAUUAUGGCCGACUGUAAUCAAAGAGACUGUCAGAUGGGAGUUACAACUGACCUUUUGGAGGAAGGAGAAUUCACACCCGUCCUACAUAAGAAGUCGAAGAAAUUGCUGAAGCAAAAUGAGAAAGCAAAAAUGAAAAUAAUCUCCCACAAACCUGCGGGACGAGCUCUACUUCGCAAGGGAGCUAGUCUCAAGCGUUUCUAA
Messenger RNA from Rosa chinensis, 1170 nucleotides. RefSeq lists its product as uncharacterized. The transcript has a single exon. The record is from RefSeq and is a predicted model, not a curated record. The coding region runs from base 1 to 1170 and encodes 389 amino acids. Lineage: Eukaryota; Viridiplantae; Streptophyta; Magnoliopsida; Rosales; Rosaceae.